Caenorhabditis remanei is the source of this 1416-nucleotide messenger RNA. RefSeq lists its product as uncharacterized. Gene Ontology annotation, molecular function: N-acetylglucosamine kinase activity. The transcript has 3 exons. The coding region runs from base 1 to 1416 and encodes 471 amino acids. The record is from RefSeq and is a predicted model, not a curated record. Lineage: Eukaryota; Metazoa; Nematoda; Chromadorea; Rhabditida; Rhabditidae.
AUGACGCAAAAAAGAAAGUCAAUUGGAGCGGCGGCGGCGCGUGCCGGUGCAAGAAAGUCGUUAGCGAGUCGUGGAGCUCCAUCGACACCAAUUGCCGAGGUGCCAUCAGCACCGAGAGAGGAUAAAUACCCACCGGAGGAUUACGAGCCACGCGUUUUCUAUUGUGGUGUCGAGGGAGGUCUGUCGUGUACUCGAAUCGCUGUCAUCGAAAAGAAUCCGACGGAGAAAUUCAACAAGGGAAAACGAUAUUACAACACGAUUCAAGGCAUCGAUUGUUUCUAUUCCAGUCCGGAGGCGAUGACCGCCACAAUUGUCGACGGUAUCACACAGCUGAUGGCGGAGAUUACCGGUGAACCGAACACGUGGCAGCAAUGGGCGAGAAUCGAGAAGAUCGUUGUGGUGUUCCCGGAGCCGGUGAGGGAUGCGAAGAUGGAUGGGUUGGAGAGAAUGUUCCGAGAGAAGUAUGCGUUGAAGACCGCACCGAAUAGAAUCGCCGACGAGUUUCAUGUGAUGACUGAGGUUGAGAUGGUUGUACGCACGCAUUUUCGCCAUUCAGAACAUGGAAUAGCCGUUCAAUGCGGUGUCGACACUGCAUGCUUCUACAACGGCACUCAUGGCAAGAUGAAACAACACGACGUAACUCCGAGUGUCUCCGGCGACGGUGGUGCCUAUUGGAUCGCCCGUACAGUUCAUACGUUGAUUGUCGAGAGUUUCCAGAAGCAUUCGAUGCGAGUCUUCCAACCGUCUCGGUAUUAUGCGACGAAAGACAAACAGAAAGGCCACCCGAUCAUUCCGGAUUUUACCAAGAUUGUGGAUAUUAUCGCCAACAAGUUCCAAAUUCCACCGAAGACCGUCUGUGAGAGUACUGAAAUGUUCUACAGUCACUGGUUCAAACAUCGUUAUGCACAACUUUGUGAGGUGUUUGCAAAUGUUGCCGUCGAGAAUGAUACCCUCUCCAAAGUCUUCGAUUGGGCCGGUGAAACCGUCGGCAAUCUGGUCGCUGCCACCAUUAAGGAAUGGCAUAUGAGAGCGUUGAAACAAAUGGCCCCCGAAAAGGUCACUCCGUUGCCCAUCGUGCUCUACGGUCGAACGUUUGACUCGUUCCAUCUGAUGGAGGGUGGAUUCUUGGAUUCUCUCGCGAAAUCUGGAAUUCCUCAAGUGACAUUGUAUCGGAAACGUGAGAAUUCCGCUGCAGCGGCGGCUGUCUUGGCUGCUCGACUCGCCUUCAGAACCGACGCGGAGAAGGCAGUUUACGAGAUUGACGAUCCGGAGUUUAUCGAAGAGGUCACGUUCCAAAAGAUGCCACAUGUCUACUAUCCGGAAUGGGAAUCGAGUCGAGAGAAGUCUCCGGAGCAGCCGAAGAAUUCUGAGACUCCGGAGAGCCCAGCGACUCCAGAGACCCCUGAUUGUGCAUAA